Linum tenue is the source of this 1517-nucleotide messenger RNA. Lineage: Eukaryota; Viridiplantae; Streptophyta; Magnoliopsida; Malpighiales; Linaceae. The record is from the annotation of a GenBank genome assembly.
AAUAGAGGGAACCUACUGACGUGUCAAAGAUCUUCUUCCGUGCGUUUGGCUCUAUUCUUUCUCCCUUUCGUAUGUUUCCCUCAUUUCCCAAUUCCCAUGAUAUCCCCUUUGCUCGCUUUUACCCGUUGAGCUGGGCGAGCGAGCGAACCGAGACCCUCUGUAUUCUCCUUGUUACUUUCUCUGAAUCCUUCUCUGUCCUUUUCUCUUUCCUCUUCAGGUUAAUCCAAUAAGUAAGCUAGGCACAGAGGGAUGAGAUAACUACCAUGUGGAUUCAUUGCCCCGGACCCAGUUCUUGCAACAAGUUAAUGUCAUUUCCCUGUACAGUCUUCUAUCGCCAUUUCAGAAGUUUCUUGGAGAAGUCGCAAACAGCUUCCCAAAGUUGAGGCAUUGAUUAAAGGGCUUUCGUUUAUCAUGCCAUACUAUAUACAAAGGCUCUACAAUACCUGCAACGCGUCAUUCUCACCUAAUGGCCCAGCAUCAGAAGAAGCACUUCAAAAAGUUCGCAAUAUGUUAGAGAAAAUGAAACCCUCUGAUGUAGGUCUUGAGCAAGAGGCACAAUUAGUACGCAAUUGGUCAGCACCUUUGCAAGAACGCAAUUGGCGGCGUCCUACACUGCCACCAAUCAAGUACCUCCAUCUGCAUGAGUGUGACAGCUUCUCUAUUGGAAUUUUCUGCAUGCCACCGACUUCAAUCAUACCUCUUCAUAAUCAUCCUGGAAUGACAGUGCUAAGCAAGCUUAUAUAUGGAACAAUGCAUGUGAAGUCAUAUGAUUGGCUUGAUUCAUCCGAGCCUGUUGACACGGCGCAAGGUGUGUAUGCAUCAACAAGGCCUGCCAAGCUCGUUAGAGAUGAUGAGAUGAAUGCACCGUGUAACUCAACAGUUCUUUAUCCUACCACUGGAGGCAACAUCCACUGUUUCAGGGCUGUAACCCCAUGUGCAAUCUUUGAUAUUCUAUCUCCACCUUACUCUUCAGAUCAUGGAAGGCACUGCACUUAUUUUCGGACGUCACCAAUAAGGGAUCUACCUGGUGAGCUUGAAUUGGAUGGAGUGACAGUUUCAGACGUUACAUGGCUGGAAGAGUUCCAACCACCUGAUAACUUUGUGAUAAGGAGAGGUCUAUACAAAGGUCCGGUAAUUAGAACUUGAGAAUUCUAGUCUUUUUUCCUUGUUUCUCUUCUUUUGGUGUUUGGAGCAUUUUAAUGACAGUCGAUUAUUGUCAUCACACCAUAUAACAAAACCUUUGGUUAGGUAUUUGUUUAUAUAUAGCCUUGAGAAUAAUCGAGAUUUGAUGGAAUGGGAAUGGCUGUAUAAGUUGGUGCAAUUUGACUCUCCGCAUAUAGCUUGCACGAAGCAGGGGGUACCUAUUUGAUUACCGUAGACCUUUAAAGUUUACACGGGAAUCAAUGGUAGAUGAUUUCAUUUUGCCUUAUAUCCUCGUUUCGUUGACUUAAAUGACUUGCUGGUCAGGAACGUGAGAGUUUCUUUUCGGCUAAAUUACACAAUUGAUUAUUCGAAUU